This is a messenger RNA of Columba livia (rock pigeon), 7348 nucleotides long. RefSeq names its product phosphatidylinositol specific phospholipase C X domain containing 3 (gene PLCXD3). Gene Ontology annotation, cellular component: synapse. Gene Ontology annotation, biological process: lipid metabolic process. NCBI's taxonomy places the organism in Eukaryota, Metazoa, Chordata, Aves, Columbiformes, Columbidae. The transcript is spliced from 3 exons. The record is from RefSeq and is a predicted model, not a curated record. Gene Ontology annotation, molecular function: phosphoric diester hydrolase activity. Bases 82 to 1050 code for a protein of 322 amino acids.
GCGGUACCGGGCGGGCGGGGCCGGGCCAGGCGGGCUGGAGCGAGCGGCGGCGGCGGGAGAGCGGCAGGGCACGGCGGCGGCAUGGCUUCGUCGCAAGGCAAGAACGAGCUGCGGUUCGCCGACUGGAUGGCAGCGCUGCCCGGCAGCAUCCACCGCACCCCGCUCACCAACCUGGCCAUCCCAGGGUCUCAUGACUCAUUUAGCUUCUACAUCGAUGAAGCCUCUCCAGUUGGGCCUGAACAGCCAGAGACGGUCCAGAAUUUUGUGUCUGUUUUUGGGACUGUGGCUAAGAAGCUGAUGAGGAAGUGGUUGGCUACACAGACCAUGAACUUCACCAGCCAGCUGGGGGCAGGUAUACGGUAUUUUGACCUUAGAAUUUCCACCAAGCCCAGAGACCCAGACAAUGAACUCUACUUUGCUCAUGGUUUAUUCAGUGCCAAAGUCAAGGAAGGUCUGGAAGAGAUCAAUGCGUUUCUCACUGACCACCCAAAAGAAGUGGUCUUCUUGGACUUCAAUCACUUCUAUGGAAUGCAGAAAUACCAUCAUGAAAAGCUUGUUCAAAUGCUCAAAGACACGUAUGGAAACAAAAUGUGUCCUGCUAUAUUUGCCCAUGAAGUCAGCCUCCAGUACCUGUGGGAAAAGGAACACCAGGUGCUGGUGUUCUACCACAGUCCAGUGGCUCUUGAGGUACCAUUUCUUUGGCCAGGCCAGAUGAUGCCAGCUCCCUGGGCAAACACAACAGAUCCAGAAAAACUCAUUCAGUUCCUCCAGGCAUCAAUCACUGAAAGAAGAAAGAAGGGCUCCUUUUUUAUAUCUCAAGUAGUGCUGACGCCAAAGGCUAGUACGGUGGUGAAAGGGGUUGCUAGUGGUCUCAGAGAAACAAUCACAGAAAGGGCACUUCCUGCAAUGAUGCAAUGGGUCCGAACUCAGAAACCAGGAGAAAGUGGUGUGAAUAUUAUCACUGCAGAUUUUGUAGAACUUGGUGACUUUAUCAGCACAGUCAUAAAGCUCAACUAUGCGCUGGAUGAAGGUGAAGAUGACACUACUUGAUAGUACUAUAAUGUGUGUUGUUGUGAUAUUUAGAAUAAAAAAAAAUAUAUUGCAUUUUAAAAGAAUUAUCUUGUAAAACACUGAUCUUCCUAUAACACGCUGAGGUGUUUAGGGCUUUAGUGGGUGGGUGUAGGGGAAAUGUUUUAAUCAAUUAUGAUCAUUUUUUAAAUUUGUGUUUCAUGUGAAGAGCAAAACUAAACAUGUUUACAGUGUUUGAUAAAAGAAGGCCAUUUACAUGUUUUCUGCGAGUUGCCAAAUGCAAUUCAUAUGUCUUCUGUGGUUAUGAACUUGCUAAGAAAUUCACUGCUUUCAGAGCAAUGGGAUGUAUAUUGUCCUCUGCCUGCCUACAGCAGGAUUCCCAAUGGUCUGAGCAUUACACUGGUAGACUGAGGACGAUAUAUCUGGCCCAAAACUUUUAAGCCACUAAACUUCAUCUGUUAGGUGGCUUAAGUGAUCGCAUUUAUCAGUGAGCUACAGGUUGAAAUGCUUUCGUGAAGUAAAUCCAGUCAUGCUUCUAACACACACAUAAUCAGUGGACAGUCAACAUGAUGUAUUACAUAGCUUGCACAGAGCAGACUGAAGCUUGUUUGCUUUUCAUUCUCAGAAUGGGGUUUUCCAGUGUCUUUGCCCCAGGUCAAGUCAGUGGAUAUGUGGUGCUGGCCUAAUUCUGUACUAGGAACUGCCAGUGCAUAUAUUUCCCUGGUUCUAGCAGGAACAAAGUUAGGCCAGCCUGGAGCAUGACUUCCCCCUGAAAUUAAUCUUCUGUAAGAGCCUGAUCCAACGUCCACUGAAUUUAAUAGGAAAAUUUCCUGUAUUUAGCAUGGCAUAGGAUCAGUAAAUUGUGUGUACUGUAAGGUGGGCAGGAUUUUGUCCCAUAGUGGAAGCCUGCCUUCUGCAAGACUAAAACUGCUCUUAAAAAAAAUAGAUGCAGUCUAAGCUUCUCUUUAAGGCAGCUAUGAACACAAUGUUUCUCUGCUGAUUGCAAGAAAAUCAGUGCCAGUUCCAUCAGUGAAAAAUUGCUGUACUAAAGAGUGUAGUAGAGCAAUUUCUAGCUAAUAACAAUACAGUUCUUAAAUUGUUUGUGGGAUAUAAUACUGCAGAACACAAGGCUGGAAAUCUACUGAAUGGCACUGUGCUAGCAGCAGAACCACUGAUCAUCCUACUUUUAAUGAAACAUAUGUAAAACUCAAAUACAUGGAAAACUUAGUGAUUUAUAAAAUGAUAACGUUGCCACUGUAUGACACCUAACUGGAUUCAAUGUAAUCAAUCAUAUCUACUGGGCACAUUAAUGCACUGGCACACAACUUUGGAAAGCAAAAUAUUUCAUUUGUGCAGAAUAAUAGAUGCUAUAAUGUCCUACAAUACUGCAGGCUCUAGGGGAUAAGACUAUGUUAAUUUUCCAUUGAUAUGACUAGAACCUUCGGUUGAGUGAGGAGAAUGGCAUCAUAUGGUCCUUUUCUAUUUUCUGUCAGAGGAUAAGGAAUAACAUCUACCAUCAGAGUUUAGAACAACAAAAAUUAUUUUAUCAAACAGGUAAGUUACAGGGGAUUGUAGGGUUUUCGUUGUUCUUAGUUUAAGAAGUGGAAUAAAAUGAACACUUUCUGCUAUUUUGUACUGAGAGGGUGCCUUGGAAAAAGUGUGUGUGUGUACUAUAAACACACAUUUAAGUGUAUAUGUAGUUUAAUUACACAUUUAAGUGUAUGUAUAUGAUACAAAGACAUCCAUGCACACUUGCAUAAUGAUAUUUGGGUUUCUGGACUGGUCUGUUAGAAAUUUGGUUGAAAAAAUCUGUGCAGGUGUUAUGAAGUUAUGAUGGGUCCUCCAGUAGCAGUUUUUGUCUGUAUAGGUUAGGACUGUAAGAUUCAUCCCCACUGAAAUCUGUGAUCGAAGCCAGUUAGGUAUUUUACAGCGCUAAAAGUUUACCCAAACUGUCCUCAAAAUUUACCAAGAGUCACAGCCACUCUUUGCCUUGAAAAAGUGGUAGGACUCUAGUGCUUUCACCCAUGACUAAGCCAGAUACUGGAUGGGUUGAUGCACUUUGUUUCCCAUUUGCACAGGCAACAAAAUUCAUGUAACAUUGACAUAAAAUGAAAUGUGAGCAUAUGGGAUGUUUUUAACCCACCCUGUGUGGGUGUCCCAUAAACAUUAAAAUGUUUGCUUAUUAAUUGGUGAUGUGGUGUGAAAUGUUAUUUUAUUUCUUCUGUUGAGCUGGAUUUGUUUGCUUCCCGAUUCUCUCUGUCAUCCUUCAGCUACUUAAAAUGGUCAAAAGAGUUAACCUAUGUUUUUAAUAUAGCAAACUAGUCCGAGUACUUGGGUAGGAAAAAAAAAUAUUUUUAAUUUUUUUUUUUUUUAAAUUCUGAUUGAGAUUCUGUUGAAUCUGAGAGCAUCAACAACACCAAGGUCCUCCUGGGACCACUUGCUCAAACACACAGCAGACACACCGAGCUUUUUACUUACACAGAGAUGUACUCAAAGCAAAUGUUCUCUUGUAUUUAAGAAAAGUGUAUCUGUGUGUGCCUGUACAUAUGAAUAAGUAUAAAGCUAUCUUGAGCUUGUUAGCAUUGUUACGAAAUGUUUGCUUAGUGUCAGUUUUAUUCUAAUUGUCAUUUGGGUGCUGGAAAAUAAAAUCAAAGCAAAAAACAAAAAAAUCCUCUGACAAGAAGGGUAAUAGACAAAUCAAAUAGUUUCUCCAUUAAUGGGGGAAAAAAAAAAAAAAAGAAAAAAACAACAACUCAGCAAGACGUUAAAUUUUGGUCAGAAAAAUUAUGUUUUUGUUUAGCUGUUGAUCUCCUUUCUGUUGAAGAAGCACAGCACUUUAUGUUAGGGACAGGUAAACAAACUUGCCUUAAUUACUAAAACAAAAAAAAAGAGUGUAUGGGGACAUACUAUCCAUGCUUUUCUGGCGAUUUCAUCUGGAGGCCCCAAGACUUUAAGUACUGAUAGGGGUGCACUCCCUGUUGAUAUUGUUUGGGGGAUCUCACCAGAAAAGAACAAGCCAGAAAGGACUAUGCAGCACAACUGGACCAUUUGAGAACCCAGUUUUGCCACCCAUAUGCAGCUAAAACUCUCUUUGAUUUCAACCAGAAAUAUGCCUGUGGGAUUGGGUCAGGUGAGUUGUUCUGACCUGAUUAGUUUGGGAUGUUUCUACACAUGUAUUAUAAAUAAUCUUGCAUGGGAGGUUAGAUGACUGUAGUCAGCCCAUCAGAGGAAAAAUACCUGUCUACACUGUUGAUCUUCAUAAGCAUUAUUUAUUCAAACUGUCAAGCCAAUUUUUUUUCUUCCUGUGCUCAUUUUCUACCUCGCUAUGUUCAUUGUAUACUCAUCAAGUAGUGUAGUUUUCUAAAGUUUUUCACUUGAUACUCCAUCCAUUCUUCUCACUCAUAUUCGAAAAAUUGUGACUGUGCUGUACAACACAUGCAGCAUCUCAGCUGGUGUAAACCUGCCUGGCUCCAUUUUUCAGUUUACACAAGCUGAGAUCAAUUUGUUCGGUACUGAGUCAAACUGCAGCGAUUUGGGCCAAAUAGCAGCUGGUCCCAUGGUCUGAUUCCUGUUUUGUGUGGAGAGGUGUAAGACAGAGUCAGAUCACAGGAGCCUAGUUUGAAAAUCAGUGGGUUGUUUGCAUUCCUUAGCUGUUGGUACAUUACUGGUUUUGUAGGUCCUGCUAUUUCAAGCCAUUCUUUUAAACAUACACGUGUGUGUGUAUAUAUAUAUAUGUACGUAUAUGCAUACAUGUGUGAGAGGGAAUGUAUGAUCCUGUAUGCCGGGCUAAGUCUUUCUGUCAUACUGAUACAAAUCUAGACCAUUUCUGCUAACUUCAAAGUAGUUACUAAGCCUUUACCUGGGGAUGUGAGGGAGCAGAUAGUCACUGUGUAGUACGUAUAUGCUGUGUUGAAAAGGAAAUUUAAAAUUGUGGAGCUAAGCUCCACAAUAUCAAAAAAAGUGGAAUGCCCUGAAAACACAGCUCUGUUUUUGCUGAAUAUAGUAUAUGGAGCACUAGGUAUUAGCAACUAAGUAGGGUAUAUGGUGAUUCCAAGAGGUCAGUUAACACCAUUUUAAUCUUCUAAACUCCUUUUCAGUGAAGUAAAAGCUAAUAGUGUAUAUGAUGUAUUUGCCAUAUCUCAGUGGUAGCUUAUGUGUUACAUACAAUGUUCUUCAGAUUUGUAUAUGUUUAAUCAAUAAUGGUGUUAAAAUAUGCUGUAUAGUAUGUGCAAUGUAUUGAUUACAAGUAUGUUGGAGUUCAGUGAUCUAUUUAGUUUUUACUGUGCUGCUGUUUUGUGGGUAUGUGUGUGUGUGUGAGUAUGGAUUGUCUACAAUGUACAAGGAAAUAAUAAUCCUAAAGGAAAAGGGCAGUUAUGUAACCUGCCUUAAUGCAUUCACAUAGUACUGUUUAAAUCCCGUAAUUAUCAGUUCUGAUUUCAAACGUUACUGAGGAUUGUCCAUAGGGCUGACUUCCUCCCUUUUCAGCACUAAGGAGUUAAACUUGAAGUUACUUAGAGCUCACAUAUUGGUAAAUAAAGAAUAGGGUGUUUGCCUGAUGGACUGCCUUGAUUGUACAAGGAUGCAAAGACAUGGUUUCCAGUGUGAUACAGAUCAAAUCACUUCUGUGUACACACAGCUUCUGCUGAUGCAAGCGGGAAUCGUGAUCAUGUAACUGAAUGGCCUAAAAUUAAUCUUCUGGGAUACAAUCAUGAUAGGAGUGUAGCAAUCCCCUGGCUUUGGGGAAGUGCCUGGAUGCUAUGCAAUAAUGCUCAUGUCCUAUGCUGGAACUUAUUAAUAGCUGUAAAUUUACAGGAAGAGCUUUGAAUUCUACUGCAGUCUAGGUUAGGCUGUAAAAAUCCUUAUGUAAAAAUGAGAAACGUUAGAGGCUGAGCAGCCUGGCCUGGCCUGCCCAUUGACAUCAUUCUGCUUUCAGGAGCUGUAGCAGCUUUAAUUAAAAAAGCUAUAAUAAUUUCCCCGUGGUUUGCAGGACCUAGUGCUUUAUUUAGGAAUCUCUACAUUGCCCACAGAUAUCACCCCUCUACCAUUCCUGCCCAGGGUCUAGCUCUCCUUCCAUGUUUUCUGUCUGAUUCGCCUCUGCCUGAUGCCAAAGAUAAUUCUGAAAGACAUACUGAACUCAGGAGGGUCUGCCUUGUGCCUGGCAGGUUUAACAGGAGUAGUCGGUGCUUGCCUGCCCAAGGGUAUGUUUGGUGUGGGGUCAGCUUCAGUCAGACCCAGCUGAACAGUGAUGGAGUAAAGGCAGAAGUCUGAUUUUUGACCCUUUUCUGCUAUCUUUGUCUAGUUAAAAUGCAGCAUCUUCCCACUCUUCUCUUUGGCAUCUACUCAUUGCUCUUUAUCGUAACUCCUGCAUACGCAUCCCUUUAACUGCCAGCUGUGAGCAGCACUGCUCAAAGUGAGUGUCAUUGGUUUGUCAUCCUCAGUACACCAUAGCAAUCCACAAGUUCUUACAAGAUGUUAAGUAUGGGCUGAAAGAUGGCAGUGUCCUACAUGUGAUGUCCUUGGAUGGUUUAUGUCCACACUCCAAGUUAGGUGCACAUGUCCUCUUAGGUGAGCUUCACCUUGGCCAAUGAGAAUUCAGUUAUAAACUUUCUCUCUCCAAAUUAAAAACAGGUUGGAUUAUAUGCCAAUGAGCAUCUCCUCAGAUGGAGGUACACUUAGGCUUUUUUUUCUGCAGGGAGAUGGCAUGUACUAGUCUCUUCCCUCAGCUCUGGGUCCUACAAAAGUCAGUUUGUUUGGGAGAGAUUCCUUGAGUAGCUGAAAUCAGUUUUACUGUGAAGCUGGGAUCCUUAAAGCAGAAUCCUGGGUUUAUGUGUAGUUAUUAUUGAAAAUAAAAAAGACAUGGUUUUAAAAAGAAAAAAAAAAAAGAAAUAUCUGGGCUUGCCAGGACAGUUGUCAAGUUUAUGACUGCCUCAGUAAUCAGUAACUUUAAGGUCAUGUAGGUGAUGAUUAGGAUAUUAUUGCCACACUGCCUCUUGAUGCUGUUCAGGAUCUCUGUACAGAAGCCUUAUUAUUCCCAAUGAGCAUUAAUGCAUUUGAAUGACUUUUCUCCAUUUUGGUGGUGAGGAUGAUUGGGUAAUAUUGAGACAUGUGUUGUGCCCACAAAGGUUCACAGAGCUGCACCUUCUCUUUUUAGGAUCUAUUCAAUGGUACUUUAAUAAAUGUUGUGUAAAAAAUGCCUACAGUUCUGUAUAGCAAAUGUGAAUUUUUAUGACAAGAAUGUGUAUUUAAUGUAAUAAAAGAGUUAUAUAAAAUCCAGUUCUUUGUAUCCAGUGAAACAUCUAAUAAAGCUCUGGUACCUGUA